AUGACACUUGUAAGUCCACCAUUAGUAAAAACAAUUAUAAAUUCGCAUCAUUUUGGAAGUGAUAGUGAUCAUCACCAAGCAUCAAUCAUAACGACGACAUCAUCACCUGGUGCAGUACCAACAGUGCCAACGUCCACGAUGCGGGUGAAAAAUCGUACACAAACUGGACAUUUAGUCGAUGGUGAAUGUCCUGAGGAUGAUUUUGUGGCGGUUAAAACACGACCACCGACGCCAGUUCUAUCAGCUGGUGAUCCACAACAACAACACAAUACACCCGCCGGUGCAGCCGCAACUGGUGGAUUUUGGUUAGCCGCUGUGAAUGCUGCAUCCGGAGGGGCUGUACAUCCAUUAGAUGGUUGCAAUGAAACUGGCUUUAUCAAUAGUCAACCAUCAAUGGCAGAAUUUAUGACUGCAUUACCACAUUUGUCAAAUGAUAUGCAAGGACCACCCGUGGGUCCGCUAAGUCCACAACAAACACCACCCGGUGGGUAUCCAAUGGAUCCACAUGGUCAACCGCCGCACGGCCUAGGAUCACCAGGUGUAAAUGUGCCUGAAUAUCCAUGGAUGAAAGAGAAAAAAACAACACGGAAAAAUAGUCAACAAGAAAAUGGAUUACCUCGAAGAUUAAGAACUGCCUACACAAAUACGCAACUAUUAGAAUUAGAAAAAGAGUUUCAUUUCAAUAAAUAUUUAUGCCGACCAAGAAGAAUUGAAAUAGCUGCAUCGUUAGAUUUAACUGAACGUCAGGUUAAAGUGUGGUUUCAAAAUCGUCGGAUGAAACACAAACGACAAACAUUAAGUAAACAAAGUGAUGAUGGAGAUGAUAAAGAUUCAACGACCAGCGAAGGUGGCAAAAGUGGUAAAAUGUCAUCAGAUAAAUUUCUUGACGAUGAAAUGUCUAAGAAAAGUUGUCAAGGGUGUGAAAUGCCAUCAUCUGUGGGUGGUUGUGGUCCACAUGAUGAUAUCCCUGAUAUUGGAUCAAAUCGUGGUAACAACAAUAAUACACCUAGUGCUACAAACAAUAAUAGCACUAAUUACAAUACGAAUAGUAACGGUGCAAGUAGUAUAACCAGUUCAGGAUCCUUUGAUAAGAUAAUCACUGAAGAUGAUUCAAGAUCGAAUGAAAGUAGUGGAAUACAUGCAGCUCGUGGUGGAAAUUCGAAAAAAGGUGGGUCACGUGCCGAUCGAAGUUUAAAUGUUUCAAUUAAAUUAGAAGGUGGUGGUCGCAGUAAUCAUGACUCACCGCCUCAAUCAGAACGAAUUGCAAUAUGUAAAAUAUCACCUUCAUCGAAAGAAGCAAGCACUGGUAAUCAAAUUAUUAUGCCAAUGAACGACACAAUACCGCCAUCAAAUAAAAAUUUGUCAAGAAGUUUAACACCAUCAUCAACGCCGGGAACACCAUCCAUGAUGCAACAUCCAAGUCCGUUAGGUUUACCCCAAGCACCACCAGGUAUUUAUCCUCAAUUACCGAGAUCUUCACCCUCAUCGGCUACAGUUACAAUACAAAAUGUUCCUAAUCAAUCAACUCCGCCAUUUCCAUUACGAAAUUCGACAGCAAUACCACCAAAUGCAAAUAACCAUUUUCCUCAAAAUUACAAUGAAUAUCGGGAUGUUAUUCAACCGACGUCAACAACCGGAAGAAAUAACAAGCAUUUAUCAAAUUUACACUUUCAAAUGCAACAAACACAUAAUCAGGGAACAUAUGGACCGACUAGUAAUGAUCUGUACGUGGACCAUCAUCAAUUGGCACACACUCCAGAAGGUCAAGCUUAUAUUCGCAAUCAAAUGCAACAUCAACAAGGUAUUAUUUCUGCUACCACAGGUCCGGCAACAUCAUUACGACGGACACGACAAAACUAUCCACAACAAUAUCACAAUCAGCAUAAUUAUUAUGGAAAUUAUAAUAAAUCGCACAGUGUGGCCUCGCCUAGUGAAGGUGCAUAUCAUGGAGGAGUUCAUACUAUGAACUCAUACAAUCAUUAUGGUGCUAACGAUCAUAGCAAUGCUGCUGCUGGGUAUGCAAAUUCACAUUAUGGCAAUUAUGGACCUGGGGCAAAUAUGUAUUCCCCAGAGAAUGAUAAUACAGUAGUUGUGAAUCCACAUUUAGGUGCAACAGAUGCAAAUGCAUAUUAUCCUGGUGAGAUGAUGCAAAAACCUGUUGAUUUCCAAAAACAAGCGGUUGUAGCAGCCGCUGCAACGCAUGCUGGUUACUACGAUAAUAAUGUUUACCAUCCAACAGCGCAUGAUAUAUCUGCAGUCACACCAAAUUAUGGACAAACACCUGAAGCAGCAUUCUCUGGUGGUUCUACUUCUGGUUCAGGUGGACCUCCAUCAGUGACUGCAGCGGUAAUGACACCACCAACAAGUGUUCAAACUGAUUCCAGUGAUAAUUAUAAUUCAUUUAAUCAAUUUUAUGGCAAUACGCCAGGUGAUGCAUCUUCACAUCCCACACAACAAGCGCACCAUCCAAACGCUGCCACAGCCGUAGCAAAUAAUGGCGAUAACAGUAAUAGUUCAUCAGAUUUUAAUUUCUUAAGUAAUUUAGCAAACGAUUUUGCACCAGAAUAUUAUCAAUUAAGUUGA
Messenger RNA from Chrysoperla carnea, 2583 nucleotides. It is a transcript of the gene pb, whose product is annotated as homeotic protein proboscipedia. Lineage: Eukaryota; Metazoa; Arthropoda; Insecta; Neuroptera; Chrysopidae. Gene Ontology annotation, molecular function: DNA binding; DNA-binding transcription factor activity, RNA polymerase II-specific. The record is from RefSeq and is a predicted model, not a curated record. The coding region runs from base 1 to 2583 and encodes 860 amino acids. Gene Ontology annotation, biological process: regulation of DNA-templated transcription. The transcript has 3 exons.